CCCCCUCUUGACUCCUUCCUCCCUCUUAUCUUGAGUCCUCUCUCUUUGGUUGUAACGGCGAGGAGGAGGAGGAAGAGGAGGAGAAUAGUUUUAAUGGGGAUAUAGAGGCUUUGUACUAGUUUGGAGGAACCACAACGGGGAGCUGGCGUUUUCCUGGGUCAAAAGAAAACUCAACAUCCUGUUAGCCCUUCAAAAUGUUCUUGCCCUUUAACCAUCAAAAGGGAUCAAAGAAUGGUAGACCAAACUAAUAUUAUUAUUAUUGGGGUCUCUGUUGGUGUGACCUUUGGGAUCUUGGUUGCAUUUUGUGCAUAUAUCGCUAUCAGGUUUUAUAGAAAGCAUUCUCAUGUCCAGCAGCAACCAAAUGAGCUUAGUGCAGCAUCUCUUCCCAUACGUGCAAAUGGCGUUGGUACAAGCAUUGAUUUUAGUGCAUCACUGUCAGUUUCUGAUGGCUUGCAUCAGAUGGAGACAAGGAACACUUACUGGGGUCAGCGAGGGCACCAAAACAAAGAUCUAUUUGCUUCUAUGUCAGGAAUUCCAAGAUACUCAUACAAGGACAUUCAGAAAGCCACACAGAACUUUACAACUAUUUUAGGACAGGGAUCUUUUGGUCCAGUCUAUAAAGCUGUAAUGCCUACAAGCGAAGUGGUAGCUGUAAAGGUUCUUGCAGUUAAUUCAAGGCAAGGAGAGAGAGAAUUCCAGACAGAGGUUGUUUUACUUAGUAGGUUGCACCACAGGAAUCUUGUGAAUUUGGUUGGAUAUUGUGUAGAUAAAAAUCAGCGCAUGCUUGUCUAUGAAUUCAUGAGUAAUGGGAGUUUGGCGAAUCUCUUAUAUGGUGAUGGUCCACAUAUAUUGAGCUGGGAAGAAAGACUACAAAUUGCACUUGAUGUUUCACAUGGAAUUGAGUAUCUUCAUGAAGGGGCUGUCCCGCCUGUCAUUCAUCGAGAUUUAAAGUCGGCUAAUAUACUCUUAGACAAGUCAAUGAGAGCCAAGGUUGCUGAUUUUGGGCUGUCCAAGGAGGAGGUUUAUGAUGGCAGAAAGUCAGGUCUCAAGGGCACAUAUGGCUAUAUGGAUCCUGACUAUAUGUCAACAUGCAAGUUCACAAAGAAGAGUGACAUAUAUAGCUUUGGCAUAAUACUGUUUGAACUCAUAACAGCCAUAAAUCCACAACAAGGUCUAAUGGAGUACAUCAAUCUUGCAGCAAUUGAUAGUGAGGGAAAACCUGAUUGGGAUGAGAUACUUGAUAGGAAGCUUGUGGGUGAAAGCAAUCCUGUAGAGGUCAGGCUUCUUGCUGACAUUGCUUACAGGUGCUUGCACAAGAUCCCAAGGAAGCGCCCCUCGAUGGCAGAUGUAACUCAGGCUAUUGCAAAAAUAAGACAGCGGCGCCUGGUCAGGGAAGAUACUGUGGCUGCUUCGGUGAGCGAUAUAUCUGGAAUUUUAAAGAGAAUAGAGCUUCAGCAAGUGGAGCUGAGCUCCAUGACUAGCAUCAAAGAGCAUCCAUCCCCAAUAGCAUAAUAUGUUCUUCAGAUUACUUUCUUCUUAUAGAGUACAGGCCCUGAUGAUCAGCAAGGAUGUACAGAUCAUCAAUCUUCGGACCAUUUUUGCCCGUCGGUGGGUUACCUAUUUGGUUUUCCAAUUACAGGCAUCCUUGAAGUGGAUCCUGCAAGGCUAAUUGCUGAGGUGCACAUGUAUUUAAUGGAGAACUCAGAUGUACAGGCAAUGUAUCUUGUUUUAGACAUGAAAUUGCUACCUCCAUUGUGUAUGGUAAUGCUUUAUCCUGCGAUGCUUGUGCUACAAUCAAACUGUCACUCUGGACUGGCAUGAGCAUUGAGAUUAACAUGGCUCAGUGAAUGAUUAUAGAAAUUAAGCUUUUGGUUCUUUCCCUUCAGUGUGGACUUCAUGAUUGUAAUUUGUGCACAAGAUCAUUGUCUAGGGGGAUAGAUGACUUCAAGGUAGCAACGUCCUAGCCUCCCAUGCAAUAGCCACAGGCGUCUCGAACCUGCAAUUGUAAAUUCUUGAGAACAAAUCGAGAAAACUGAAAUUUCAAUGUUGAAGUUGUCCUCGUUUUUCAUAAUGGAUGUUUUUUCUUU
Molecule: messenger RNA, 2087 nt
Organism: Phoenix dactylifera (date palm)
Lineage: Eukaryota; Viridiplantae; Streptophyta; Magnoliopsida; Arecales; Arecaceae
Product: calcium/calmodulin-regulated receptor-like kinase 2
Biological process (GO): protein phosphorylation
Molecular function (GO): protein kinase activity; ATP binding
Source: RefSeq, a predicted model, not a curated record